AUGAAGUUCACCCUGGGCCUGGGGUCGCGGGCGUGGAGAGUGUCCUGGGAGGCGGCGGCGGCAGCUGCAGCAGCAGGUCCGGGGGCGGACGGCAGCGCGCUCAGCGGCGGCGCACAGCGCGUUUCCAGCCCGCGGCCUGGCCGCCGGGGCGCUCGGCUCGCGCGCGUCCUCCCUCUAUGCCUCUCCAGCUGCGGCGACUCCCAAGCUCUCCUGGACUGCGCCGGGCCCAGCCCCGGCCGCCCCGUCGCCAGGCAGCUGGUUGGCCCGUGCGCCAUGGAGCAGACGUAUGGCGAGGUGAACCAGCUGGGCGGCGUGUUCGUUAACGGCCGCCCCCUGCCCAACGCCAUCCGCUUGCGCAUCGUGGAGCUGGCGCAGCUUGGUAUCCGACCCUGUGACAUCAGCCGGCAACUUCGCGUAUCCCACGGCUGCGUGAGCAAGAUCCUGGCGCGCUACAACGAGACAGGCUCUAUCCUGCCCGGGGCCAUCGGGGGCAGCAAACCCCGCGUCACCACCCCCAACGUGGUCAAGCACAUUCGGAAUUACAAGCAGGGCGACCCUGGCAUCUUUGCCUGGGAGAUCCGCGACCGACUGCUGGCCGAUGGCGUCUGCGACAAGUACAACGUGCCCUCUGUGAGCUCCAUCAGCCGCAUCCUGCGCAAUAAGAUUGGCAGCCUGGCGCAGCCCGGGCCCUACGAGGUGAGCAAGCAGCCACCGCCACAGCCUGCGCUGCCCUACAACCACAUCUACCAGUACCCUUACCCAAGCCCUGUGUCGCCUACGGGCACCAAGAUGGCCAGCCACCACGGGGUCCCGGGCACAGCAGGCCAUGUCAGCAUUCCCCGUUCAUGGCCCUCGGCGCACUCGGUCAGCAACAUCCUGGGCAUCCGGACGUUUAUGGAGCAAACAGGGGCUCUGGCCGGGAGCGAAGGCGCCACCUACUCCCCCAAGAUGGAAGACUGGGCCAGCGUGAACCGCACAGCCUUCCCAGCCACCCCAGCAGUGAAUGGCCUGGAAAAACCGACCUUGGAGGCGGACAUUAAAUACACUCAGUCGGCCUCCGGCCUCGCCGCAGUGGGCAGCUUCCUCCCGGCCUGCGCCUACCCGGCCUCCAACCAGCACGGUGUGUACAGCACGCCAGCCGGCAGCUACCUAGCGCCUGGCCCACCGUGGCCGCCAGCGCAGACCCCCACGCUGGCGCCCCCCGGUGCUAGCGUCUCUGUGCACAGUGGAGAGCUUGCUGCAGCGAUGACCUUCAAGCAUCCCAGCCGAGAAGUGGCCGACCGGAAGCCUCCCAGCCCCGUCGGCAAGGCCCCAGACGGUCUCAGUAGCUUACAUGGACUGCCUAUCCCGGCAUCGACCUCCUAG
Pteropus alecto (black flying fox) is the source of this 1365-nucleotide messenger RNA. RefSeq names its product paired box 1 (gene PAX1). NCBI's taxonomy places the organism in Eukaryota, Metazoa, Chordata, Mammalia, Chiroptera, Pteropodidae. Gene Ontology annotation, biological process: anatomical structure development; regulation of transcription by RNA polymerase II. Bases 1 to 1365 code for a protein of 454 amino acids. The transcript has 5 exons. The record is from RefSeq and is a predicted model, not a curated record. Gene Ontology annotation, molecular function: DNA-binding transcription factor activity, RNA polymerase II-specific; RNA polymerase II cis-regulatory region sequence-specific DNA binding.